Messenger RNA from Penicillium concentricum, 468 nucleotides. RefSeq lists its product as uncharacterized. The record is from RefSeq and is a predicted model, not a curated record. The coding region runs from base 1 to 468 and encodes 155 amino acids. Lineage: Eukaryota; Fungi; Ascomycota; Eurotiomycetes; Eurotiales; Aspergillaceae. The transcript is spliced from 5 exons.
AUGGAAAGUGCACAUCUGCCUAUCAUCAGUCCCGAACUAGCUGAUCAUGUUGAAGAAUCUAGGGAGGCCGACGUUGUAAAGGCUGGACUCAGUGUUGUCCACAUCAAAGCCUUGAGCCCAGACUACCAACUUGACCUCGAAGCCCUGGUCACGCCUCAGCUAAGUUGUGAGAUAAGAGAAUUUGUCUUCUCUUGUGAUCUUGACAGUAUCCUUCUGGGCGAAUUUGCACUUCCAUCAGUGGAACAACAAGCUCUUUUGCUGCUGGACGGACUCAAAAAGCAUUUGGAAAACAACCAAAGUAAGAAGACACAACAGCUUUGCAUAUUUGUUGCGUACGACCUCGGUGCAUUGGUCUUAAAGAAUGCUAUCUCCAUUGCGUAUCUCGAGCAGGUCAACUGGUCUGGUAUCAUCGACACCGCAGUACAGUUUGUAUUCUGGGAGAGCUUUCACCGAAGACAGAAUGUGUAG